This is a messenger RNA of Impatiens glandulifera, 995 nucleotides long. Its product is annotated as agamous-like MADS-box protein MADS2. The record is from RefSeq and is a predicted model, not a curated record. Gene Ontology annotation, cellular component: nucleus. The transcript has 7 exons. NCBI's taxonomy places the organism in Eukaryota, Viridiplantae, Streptophyta, Magnoliopsida, Ericales, Balsaminaceae. Gene Ontology annotation, molecular function: RNA polymerase II cis-regulatory region sequence-specific DNA binding; DNA-binding transcription factor activity, RNA polymerase II-specific; protein dimerization activity. The coding region runs from base 113 to 670 and encodes 185 amino acids. Gene Ontology annotation, biological process: positive regulation of transcription by RNA polymerase II.
UUUGUUUGUUUGUUCUUCUUUCUUUCUUUCACUGUUUUGGUUACAUUGCGUACUUUGACAGGGUAAAUUGGAACCGGGAAUAGCUGAUUGUAGAAGAAGGAGAGGGGAAGGGAUGGGAAGAGGAAGGGUGGAGCUGAAGAGAAUAGAAAACAAAAUAAAUCGGCAGGUAACGUUCGCAAAGAGGAGAAAUGGACUCCUAAAGAAAGCCUAUGAACUUUCCGUACUCUGUGACGCUGAACUUGCUCUCAUCAUCUUCUCUAAUCGCGGAAAGCUCUAUGAAUUUUCCAGCACCUCCAACAUCCUCAAAACACUUGAAAGAUAUGAGCAAUGCAGUUAUGUUACUCCGGAAGUUAACAAUGCUGCUAAGGAGAUUGAGCAAAGUAGCUAUAAAGAGUAUCUAAAAUUGAAAGGAAGAUACGAGACAUUACAACAUCAUCAAAGACACCUUCUUGGAGAAGAUCUUGGUCCACUUAAUGUUAAGGAUCUUGAACAUCUUGAGCUUCAACUAGACUCAUCACUGAAACUGAUAAGAUCAACAAAGACUCAGUAUAUGGUUGAUCAGCUUUCUGAUCUUCAGACAAAGGAGAAAAUGUGGGUUGAUGCUAACAGGGCUUUGGAAAGGAAGGUAAUUAAAAAUCAUCUUCUCAGUAGUAUACAUAGAAUUAAUUAGAAAUGGUUAUAAUAAUUAAUAAUAAAUUUGCAGCUGGAUGAGAUUUACAAAGACAAUCAGCUUCAGCAGGCAUGGGCAGCAGGUGCUGAACAAAACAAUUCAUACGGUCAUCAUCAAACUCAAGGGUUCAGCUUCCAGCCACUAGACUGUAAUCCCAAUUUGCAAAUUGGGUAUGAUCAUCCUGCUGCUGGUGGUAGUGCUGGGAAUCAGAUGAAUGUUGGUGGUGGUGCAACUCAUGAACAAAACGUCAAUGGUCUUAUUCCAGGUUGGAUGCUCUGACCAUGAUCAUUUGUGUUGUUUUGAAGGAUUAAGCAUUGAAUUAAUG